CCAAGCUACCCUGAAGCACUUCCUCGCCUCACCUCUCCCCAAAGUGCCAACCUUCUCAACGGCAGAAGUCGGAGGAAGCAAUGAUGGACCUUCUGCCAUUCUCCAUGGAGACUUGGGCUCUUCUCGCCCUCUCCAUAGGCCUACUGAUGCUAUAUGGCAUUUGGCCCUAUGGUGUCUUCAGGAAACUGGGCAUCCCAGGACCACAGCCAAUCCCUUUCUUGGGCACGGCCACCGCCUAUCGCAACGGAGUAACGGAGUUUGACAAAAAAUGCUUUCAAAAAUAUGGAAAAAUGUGGGGGUUUUAUGACGGCCGGUGGCCUGUGUUGGCUGUUACUGAUCCAGCCAUGAUCAAAGCUGUCCUCGUGAAAGAGUGCUACUCGGUCUUCACCAAUCGCCGGAUGUUCGGUCCAACGGGCAAGCUGAAAUCAGCUGUUUCUGUAGCUUCAGAUGACCAGUGGAAGAGGAUUCGCACUGUGCUCUCCCCCACUUUCACCAGUGGGAAGCUUAAGGAGAUGUUUCCUAUAAUCAAGCAACAUGUGGACAGCCUAGUGAAAAAUAUUCAAGGCAAAGCAGAGAGGGCGGAGCCUGUGGACAUCAAAGAGAAAUUUGGGGCCUACAGCAUGGAUGUGGUGACCAGCACUUCCUUUGGGGUGAACACAGAUUCCAUGAACAACCCCAAAGACCCCUUUGUCAGGGAGGCGAGUAAGCUGGUGAAGUUUGACCUGUUUUCCCCAAUCUUCAUUUUAUUAUAUUUCUUUCCAUUCCUAAGUCCCCUUCUGGACAAGAUGAACUUCCAUAUCUUCCCCAGCAGUGCUGUGAACUACUUUGCCAGGGCAAUUGGGAACAUCAAGAAGGAACGGGAGCAAGCGAAAGGAAAGGGCAGAGUGGAUUUCCUACAGCUGAUGAUUGACUCCCAAAAGUCAGAUGUGCAAUACGAGAGCAAUGGUGUGAGCCACUCCUAUAAAGCGUUGACCGAGGAAGAGAUGUUGGCACAAGCCAUUGUGUUCAUAUUUGCGGGAUACGAGGCCACCAGCAAUAUCCUCGGCUACAUGGCUUUUGAAUUAGCGACACACCCGGACGUCCAGAGAAAACUGCAAGCUGAGAUUGACGCUGUCCUGCCUAAUAAGGCUCCCAUCACCUAUGAUGCCGUCAUGCAAAUGGAAUACCUUGACAUGGCCACCAGCGAAAUCCUCCGCAUGUACCCGGUUGGCGGGCGAAUCGAAAGAGUGUGCAAGAAAGACGUGGAGCUGAAUGGGAUCAAAAUUCCGAAAGGGAUUACGAUUAUGAUUCCACCGACCGUCUUGCACUAUGACCCAGAAUACUGGUCGGAACCCGAAGAAUUUAGACCGGAAAGAUUCAGCAAAGAGAAUAAGGAGAGCAUCAACCCUUACGUUUACCUGCCAUUCGGAGCUGGUCCCAGGAACUGCCUUGGGAUGAGGUUUGCUCUCCUUACCCUGAAGGCUGCUGUUGCUAGCCUGAUGCAGAACUUCACCUUCAAGCCCUGCAAGGAGACAAAGAUCCCAAUGGAAUUGGUCUCAAUAGGACUGUCAAAGCCCAAAUACCCCAUCAUCUUGCAAGCUGUCUCCAGAGCCAGUUCUGCACAGUAGUGGAGUUUUCCCAGCAGAAUCCCAUUACUCUGGCAAUGCUGAGAGAUCUGUGGCUAGCAUAUUGAUCCUUUGGACCGUUCUCCUGGUGAAAUGUGUUUUGGCCUUUAUUUGAACAAACCCUUCCAUCCCUUGCCAUGUGAUGACUUGGACAUCUGAAAUUUUCAUACUUCACAAUUUUCUGCUGUGCAUCCAUGAGCACGUGGCUGAGGUUGCAUCGAUGGAAUCCUAGCAACUUAGCAGUGACAAAAAAGUGACAAAGCUUUUUACCUCUGAAAGAAGCGGUUUCCUGAAUAAGUUCUGCUGGCCCUCACAUGUCUAGCUGGCUAGGAUCACGCAUGUGGCCAGUUCAGGAAGUGUGGCUGUGAUUGGUAGUGUGACUGUUGCAGGGAGCAAAUUCAUUCACUCUUAAUCAGCUGUGUUUGCUUCAGUAAUGUCAGGAUGCAGGGAAAUCAAAUACGUUACCUGGGUCCUUGACUUCCUGGGAUUGCUUUAUGAAGAAAGAAGUCCUAAA
Messenger RNA from Lacerta agilis (Sand lizard), 2118 nucleotides. RefSeq names its product cytochrome P450 3A29-like. The transcript has 13 exons. Gene Ontology annotation, molecular function: iron ion binding; heme binding; oxidoreductase activity, acting on paired donors, with incorporation or reduction of molecular oxygen, reduced flavin or flavoprotein as one donor, and incorporation of one atom of oxygen. The coding region runs from base 81 to 1607 and encodes 508 amino acids. Lineage: Eukaryota; Metazoa; Chordata; Lepidosauria; Squamata; Lacertidae. Gene Ontology annotation, biological process: steroid metabolic process; oxidative demethylation. The record is from RefSeq and is a predicted model, not a curated record.